Messenger RNA from Drosophila biarmipes, 4848 nucleotides. RefSeq lists its product as uncharacterized. The record is from RefSeq and is a predicted model, not a curated record. The coding region runs from base 63 to 4787 and encodes 1574 amino acids. NCBI's taxonomy places the organism in Eukaryota, Metazoa, Arthropoda, Insecta, Diptera, Drosophilidae. The transcript is spliced from 9 exons.
CCUGAAUCACAAGUUUCUAGACUCCCCAUACAGCAUAACCCACAUAUUUUGUAUCCCACACGAUGAGUGUGAAUAAAUCCAGGCGGAGCACCCGACGGAUCCGCAGAUCCCUAGCUUCCGGGAUCGAUCUCCUAGGCCCCUAUAUCUACUGCGUCAACUUCUACGAGAAUGGAUUAAAGGCUGUGCGAGAUGAGUUUGUAAAGCGGGUGAUCAGCGGCACUCGUCGGGCGGUGUUCGUCAUUGACUUGGAUAAAGAAAUUCUGGAGGCCAACGUGCAGUUCGAGCGAAAGUCGAGGAUCAAGAAAGGUGGAGGCUCCCUAGAUUUUAGGGCUUUGGAUCCGGUGAACAUUGCACUGCAAUGCAUUCAAAACUGCGUCGACGAGUUCGACAAAACAACCAAGAAGAUCGAGUCCGAGGCGAACUUCGACCUGCACGCCUAUUGGCAACGUAAUAUACCCGCUCAGCUCAAGAACCUAGUGCCCAAGAAGAAAGGUACCCCAGAGACCAAGCGAGGUGAGAACACGGCCAGGCCCAAAACGGGCAAGGCAUCCAGCGACAAGGUGCGCCUGGAGAAGAUCAAGUGCUCCUCCGUGACAGCCAAGGAGCACCACAAGGUUGGCAAGGGAGUAGCGGAGUCCAAGCGUGAGUACAUCAGAGACAAUCCGCUCUUUACGAAAAUCCUGAUCCUGAUCGUGGGCCAAAUGGACAACGAUUUCUAUAAGAAUCUUCUGGCCUACGAACAACCGCUAAGGGCAAUCAUCCAUUUCAUGCCCGAGGAGAGUGCCUACGAUCUGCUCGUGCCUCGUCCACGGCGGGAGCAACAGCUCCAGGAGGCACUGGCCAACAUCCAGAGGGACAUCCACUCCCUGCGCAAGAGGACGCCUUCGAAGCCGGUGGGCAUCUUCCAGCACCAGCUGCCCCAGAUGUCCGCCUGCAUGGCGGCCAAGUUCACGGACGACGUCUUCGACCAGCUGAGCUGGUACAUGUACGAUGUGGAAACCCUGCGCGAGUGGUACCGCAUGUUCUACGUGGAGCAGUACAGGGAGACGAAUGUUAAGAUGGAUCCCGCGCUGUCGCUGCUGGAAUCAUUCCACAUCGUCGAAUCGCUGAGCAUCCAGGGGCAUUAUAUAAAGACCCAGAUGCCGGUUUCGCGGGACGAUGACAGCACAGUCUACAUGUACAUGGAGUCGCUGAUGAGCACGUUUGCCAAUCCCAGGGAACUGAUGACCGAGACGGAGGUCCUGCUCCUGGCCAAUCCCACGCCAUCGGUUCAAACCCGAGUCCUGGACAAGGUGAAGGUGUAUGCGAACUCGUUCAAGAGCGUCGUGAAGCUGAACAAGAACGAUCGUAUUUUCGUGGAGCAGGCCAAUGGGCUGCUGUCCAACCUGAUGUCCUACAUGGACCAGUCCCUGAUGCGGAACGUGUACCACGGCUGUCUGGAGUACAACCUGUUGCGGCGGUACUUCACUUCCGGCUAUAUCAACCACUCACUGGCAUGUCAGCCAUACAAUGGCGGACUGGAACCGAUCUUCCUGCCCAAGUUUGCCGAGCUCUAUCUCACGGAUGACUCGGUCAUGCAACGCAUUAUCCAGCUGGUCAAGGAGUACGACGACUUCAGCGUGGAGGAGGUCCAGCCCGAUGUGCAUCUCUACACUUUCCGGCGAUCCCUGAACGAGGUCUUCGAGCAGGAGAAUCAAACGGUCAUCCCCACACGCCUUUGCUUCAGGGACUUUACACUGUACGAAAUGGAAACUUUCCUCGACGACCUGGUCACCCCGCAAAAGUUCAGCGAGAUCACAGAAAGUUAUUUGUCUCACGAAACCCAGAGUGCGGAGGUGAUUUUGGGUCACGACCCCUUAAUGGUCAGGUGCAAUGAGGACAACGAUCGCGUGUCCAUCGAUCCCAAUGUCUUUAUACGCAAAAAGUCGAUUAAGGAACAGUUGGCUAAUAAAAGGGAAAAAAGGGAACUGGAAGAAUCGCGGGCUGUCAGCCGCAAGGAUUCAGUCAUUGCGGAUAUAACAAUGCCAUCAAGAUUUACAAGGCUGUCUGGAAAGCCUACGACAAUGGAAGCACAAGGUUCCUUUUCCCAAGCAAAAGAGUCUGCAGUCGAGUCAAAGCAUUUGUCCGUGGGACUAGGUCGAAAUCAUCCCAUGCUGGACGGCUAUAAUCUGGACGACACCCGGCAGACCAUCAAGUCCAAGACCUCCAAGUACUUCUUCGAAGAGGGCAGGAUGUUGCUCUAUGAGGAGAGGUGGAACUUCCGCCAGAUGAACAAGUGUCUGGCCCUCGAGAUUGGUGGCCAGGAGGUGCACUUCCGGAGUGCCGACGAGCCCUUGGGAGCCACUGCAGCGGAUGCCAGCGUGAGGAUCGUGUCGAAGAACGGUAUCAGUCUCCGGGUGAUGCCCAAAAAGAUGGAAUGCGCCAAGGCGGUGCUGAACUUUCCCAACGGCCUGAGCACCUACUGCCACGACACCCACACGGAGCACCUGUGGCAGUAUCAGGACAACGAGCUGGACGAGAGCAGGCGGGUCUGCACACCCUACGGCUGUGUGAUCGUGUUCUACCAGAGCACCGACACCGUUCUGAUCAUGCGUUACAACGGGGAGGUGUACCAUCUGUACAGCUUUACGGAGGCCGACAACGAGGAGGAGGAGGACCUGAACUCGGAGUUUAUCAAUGCCUGCUCCACGCAGUCCACCUACUCCAGCUACCAGCCCAUUCGCGAGCCCAAGAAGAGGGAGAAGAGCCGCGAGGGUUCGACCCAAAAGGACUCGAUUGUACGCAGUAUGGGUGGGAGGGAUUCCAUUCUCCGGCCAUCGACCCAGAGCGUGGGCUCCAAGGUCACCCAGAAGAGCCUGGCCUCCAAGGGAUCGAAUUUGGGCAGGCGCAGAAGCCGGCAGCUCAAAGAACAACAGGCUGCCGCUUUAUUCGAGAGCAUUAAGUUCGAGCUAACCUUCCUCAACUUCAUCAUGGCCCUCUACAAGCUGAGCUAUCGACACCUCAAGCUGAUCACCUCGCUGGGGAGUGUGGUCCAUGUGCAGCGCGACGGGAAGAUCUGGUGCGGGAAACCCUUCCGGAACACCGAGUGGCACGACUACUUCGCCAACGAGUCCUAUUCGAUGCGAGACGAUGGCGUCAAGAUGAUCUGGACGGUGGGAGAGUUGAGGUGCUACCACCACGACGGGACCGUCAUCACUUCCGGAACCACCGACGGCUGGGACCCUGGCACGGAUGUCGAUGAGUUCGACGUUGAAAUCAGUUCGAGCAGUUCUCAUGCCAACGCCGAGAUAUUCGAACAAUUUCGAAAGGAAACUAUUUUCAUCAACGCUCCGGAUGGUUUGCCAUUUAAAGAUGUCAGUCAGAAUGCUUCAUUUGUUGAGGAGUCUCGAAGUACGAGCCUAAGGAGCAAACGUUUGUCAUGCAAAAGCGAUCUCAUGCCGGAGGAGGAGGAGGGGGAGAUUUUCUUUGAAAAAAGUUUUAUAACUUUCAGGCCAAACAGUUUCUUCAUAAACCACAAAGUCUAUGCCGGUAUCCACUUUAUGUUCAGCCACAUAACCGAUGUGGAUCUGAAUCUUGAGACCUCGAUCUUCACCUGCGACAACCUGAAUGUUCGGGUGUUUAAAGAUCGGAUAUCCCCUGAGGCACAGUACUCCGAUCCCGCCAUGGAGACUCCAUCUUCCGAGGCCGAUCCCGAUGAGUGGACGAAGGCUAAGAUCCGGAAGGAAUCAGAAACUCCGCAAACAGAUGCUCCUUCUGACGAAUCAUCCUCCCCCAGCAGUGGCGAAGAACAAAAGCCGGAAGGCUUUGAACUGAUUGAAACCUCGUGUGUGGAGGUUGAGUGCGACAACCUGUUUCUGGCCCUUUUUGAGGAUCGGGCCACUAUAAAAACCCACCUGCGCAAGUUUGGGUGCGACGAAAACGCAAGGUGUAACCUACAAGUUCGUGACGAUAUAGAAUUAAAGGUUAACUUUGCCGAAAGCCUGGCGACAACUUUUCGAAAUUGGGUUGACGAGCUGACCAGUUUCAUCAAUUGCUUUUGUCCCAAGCGGCGCACCCUUUACUUCCUGGAAACCCAGUACCCAUCAUGCCAAAAGAAAGGAUUUGAGUUGCUAAAAUCGCUGCCUCCUCUGGGAGAAUAUAACUACUGUGCUGGCAACUACUUUAUAGAUGUGAACGAGCUGACUUCGGUGAAUACGCAAAUGAAAAACGAGUACGAUUGGUUCGAUAAGGAUAUGCAGAAGUUUCCUCGAUUCAAACUUGAAACUAAACCGCCUCCGCCUAACGAAUUUCCCAUGGUUCUGAACAGCAGAAUUUAUGUGGAGUUACCUGCACAGCUGGCCAACACGGAUAGGAUACACCAGUUCGUUUCUGUCUUUGAGUCUAUAAAGUUCAGAAAGCAGCGAUUUCGCUUUAUGGAGGCUAUUCUGUUCCACCUGCAUCCGCGUCUUCGCCUCCUGGUUCAGCAGGAGAUUAGCAAGCGCAGUUGGAAGAACCACCAUGCCGAACACCGUCGCCGGAUGUUCAUUGAACAGCAGCGCCUCAGCCUUUACAUGGCCAUGCUGAAGCACAAGGUGUAUCCGAACUACUUCCAGUUCAAGGACCAGUUCAACUCCCAUGUGAGGAACAUCGAGUUCUUCGAGUUCAUGACGUCCAAGUGCAACGAGAAGGCCCAUCCCGAGGAGAUUGUACUCGAUCCCGCCGAGGAGCCAAGUCCUCCACAAUCCAGCAAAGCCAAAUUGAAGAAGAACAAAUGUGUCUGUCCCAAGUAUCUCAAGUCCAUAGAUUAGAGUCAAUACUUUAAGUAAGAUUUCUAAACGGAAUAAAGAUUAUUUUAAGGAUGCAAAAGGU